Messenger RNA from Pecten maximus, 612 nucleotides. RefSeq lists its product as uncharacterized. Lineage: Eukaryota; Metazoa; Mollusca; Bivalvia; Pectinida; Pectinidae. Bases 1 to 612 code for a protein of 203 amino acids. The record is from RefSeq and is a predicted model, not a curated record. The transcript has a single exon.
AUGUCUGGUGCUAAGCUCCCUCAUCAUUUUAUUCGGGUUACAAAAGGGAUGAAGGAUGAUGCGAGGGUUUGGUUGACUUUCAUGGAGGAUUUUAAUGGAGUCAACACCUUCCCAGAUCCUGAUUGGCUAUCUGAUCAAUCGUUGGAGUUAUUUACGGACAGUGCAGGAAGCUCUGACUUGGGUUGUGGGGCAUUUUACCAUAAGAGCUGGUCUUUUUUCAAAUGGCCCUGCUCCUGGCAGAAAACCGAGAUACUGCGCGAUAUAACUUUCCUAGAGCUAGUUCCAAUUCUGCUAGCUAUCCAUACAUGGGGCAAUGACCUUCGAGAUAAGAAAGUCAUUUUCCGAGUUGACAACAGUGCUUUGGCUACUAUCCUGAAUAAGAAGACUUCAAAAUCAGACAGAGUUAUGUGUCUUUUAAGAGAACUUAUUCUGGUGUCAAUGCAAUACAAUAUUCAGUUUAAAGCACAACACAUAGCUGGGGUAGACAAUUUUAUAGCGGACGCCAUAUCUCGAUUUCAGUGGGGGAAAUUUCGAGUCUUGGAGCCAGAAGCAAAAGCCCAACCAGAGCCUGUUCCUCCCAGAUUUCUACAUUUGAUAUCAGCUGUGAAGUAG